Molecule: messenger RNA, 818 nt
Organism: Onthophagus taurus
Lineage: Eukaryota; Metazoa; Arthropoda; Insecta; Coleoptera; Scarabaeidae
Product: transmembrane protein 223
Biological process (GO): nervous system development
Cellular component (GO): mitochondrion
Source: RefSeq, a predicted model, not a curated record
CAAACAAAAUUUGAGGUUAUUUUGAUAUUUGACAUUAAUAUUGCCAACAUAAAAAUGAACUAACUUGACGUUGGUGUGUUAAAAACGGGAUAACCUCACAUAACCUACAAAAUAAAGUUUAAUAUGAUUCUUUUUAAUAAUAUAAAGCACAUUCUUAAAGAUAAAUUACGUUAUUUUAUAAAACCUGUAAGACUGAAUUCAACCUCUACAUUAGAUGUGAAUACAAACGUUAUAAAAGAUGUUAUUCUUUACAAAUACGAAAAUCCAAGAUUUUUUGUUUAUCUAAACGUUUUUGCAAUAACCCAGUUUGGAUUUUGGGGCUAUUUGUCGCAUUUUGCUUACACAACGUUGAGAGAUGCCCCAGUUGAAGUUACACAAGAAACUUCUUGGUGGAGAAAGAUCAAUUUGGGGGAAAAUAAGUAUCGGAAUUCUUUAGCUGUAUUAAGUUUUAUUAUAGGAUAUGGAAUAUUAACCGUGUCGUGGAUGUUCACUUUGAGAUCAGUAAGAUAUUUAGUUUUGAGAAAAGGUGGAGGAGAAUGUACAUUUGUUACUUACACACCCUUUGGAAAAAAUCGAAUGGUUACUGUACCUUUAAGUGACAUGAGUUCAGUGCAAACAAGAAGUACUGCUACCACACAAUUACCCAUAAAAGUUAAAAAUCAUAAUUUUUAUUAUAUUUUGGAUAUGAAAGGUGAAUUUAAAAACCCGACGCUUUUCGAUUAUACAGCUGGGUUAAAAAGAACUCUUAAAUAUAAAUAAUUUGUGUAAACAUUUAAUUAUAAUUUGUAUAUAAAAUAAAUAUAAUAAAAAGUAAUCAA